AUGACCAAAUCAUACCGCAUCGCAACCAUCCCCGCCGACGGCAUUGGCCCCGAAGUCAUUGAUGCCGGUGUUACAGUCCUGCAGGCUCUUGCUGAGAAGCUGCAGUCGUUCUCUCUGGACUUCACGAACCUUGACUGGAGCUCUGAGACUUUCAAGGCUACGGGCAAAUACAUUCCUGAUGGUGGGCUAGAGGAAUUGAAGAAGAACGAUGCUAUUCUGUUCGGAGCUGUUGGCGCGCCAGACGUUCCCGACCACAUCUCCCUCUGGGGUCUCCGUCUCGCCAUCUGCCAACCCUUCCAACAAUACGCCAAUGUGCGCCCCACGCGUGUCCUCCGCGGCACACAGUCGCCCCUGCGCAACUGUGAUGUCGGAGACCUUGACUGGGUGAUUGUCCGUGAGAACAGCGAAGGCGAGUACGCUGGUCAGGGUGGACGCUCGCACCGCGGACACCCCUGGGAGGUGGCCACCGAGACUGCGAUCUUCUCGCGCCACGGUGUGGAGCGCAUCAUGCGCUUUGCGUUCGAGACGGCAGCCAAAAGGCCGAGAAAGCUCUUGACUGUUGUGACGAAGAGCAACGCGCAACGCAACGGUAUGGUGUUGUGGGAUGAGGUUGCAAACAUUGUUGCCAAGGACUUCCCUGAAGUCACUGUUGAUAAGAUGCUCGUUGAUGCUAUGACCACAAGAAUGGUGCUCAAGCCCGGGAGUUUAGAUACCAUUGUUGCCAGCAACCUGCACGCCGAUAUUCUUUCCGAUCUUGCCGCUGCCCUUGCAGGCUCCAUCGGUAUUGCGCCUACAUCGAACCUCGACCCUAGCCGCCAGAACCCCAGUAUGUUUGAGCCCAUCCACGGGUCCGCCUUCGACAUUACGGGCAAGGGUGUCGCGAACCCAGUCGCGACAUUCUGGACCGCUGCAGAGAUGCUCGAAUGGCUCGGCGAGAAGACUGCUGCCGACAAGCUGAUGCAAUGCGUCGAGCGCGUAUGUGAGUCUGGUGUACUGACAGCCGAUCUCGGCGGAAAGGCCACAACCGUUGAAGUAACCUCUGCCGUUGUCGAGGAGAUCAAGCGUUUGAACUAG
Messenger RNA from Aspergillus puulaauensis, 1074 nucleotides. Its product is annotated as putative tartrate dehydrogenase. The transcript has 3 exons. Gene Ontology annotation, molecular function: oxidoreductase activity, acting on the CH-OH group of donors, NAD or NADP as acceptor; magnesium ion binding; NAD binding. The record is from RefSeq and is a predicted model, not a curated record. NCBI's taxonomy places the organism in Eukaryota, Fungi, Ascomycota, Eurotiomycetes, Eurotiales, Aspergillaceae. The coding region runs from base 1 to 1074 and encodes 357 amino acids.